CAGGCGCGGCGGGAGGGGGUCGCGGUGGGGGCUCCCUCCUCAGCGCUUUCCGCCCUUCUCCAAGCUCGCUCGGGUCGCGGCGCUCUCGGCGGGCGGCAGCGGCGGCGGCGCAGAGAGGAAGGCGUCCAGGAUGCGGCGCGGGGCGGCCCGGUGCCCCCCUGACCCGUCACGGCAGCCGCGGCGGCCGCGGGGACCGGGCCAGGGCCGGGGGCGGCGGCCCGAGCCGCGGUAGCGGCGGCGGCGGGAGGGGCAGCCUGAGGGCGGACGGGCGGGCGCCCUGGUGCGGGGGCUCCGCACUCCGCACGGCCCGGCCCGGCUCGGCCCCGGCGCCAUGAGCGGCGGCGGCGGCGGCGGCGGCGGAGGGGGCUCGGCGCCCAGUCGUUUCGCCGACUACUUUGUCAUCUGCGGGCUGGACACCGAGACCGGGCUGGAGCCGGACGAGCUGUCGGCAUUAUGCCAGUACAUACAGGCUUCUAAAGCCAGGGAUGGUGCCAGCCCUUUCAUUUCCAGUACGACUGAAGGAGAAAAUUUUGAGCAGACACCACUGAGACGAACAUUCAAGUCCAAGGUCCUUGCCCGAUACCCUGAGAAUGUAGAAUGGAAUCCCUUUGACCAAGAUGCAGUGGGAAUGCUAUGCAUGCCCAAAGGGCUGGCAUUCAAGACCCAGGCUGAUCCCAGGGAGCCCCAGUUCCAUGCCUUUAUUAUCACAAGGGAGGAUGGCUCUCGGACAUUUGGGUUUGCCCUCACAUUUUAUGAGGAGGUGACUAGCAAACAGAUCUGCAGUGCAAUGCAGACCCUCUACCACAUGCAUAAUGCUGAAUAUGAUAUCCUACAUUCUCCGUCUGCUGAUGGGCAAGAUGACAGUGGCAUGGACGAUGGUGAAGGCACUCCUGGGACUAAGCUUCAGCGCUUCAACUCCUAUGACAUUAGCCGGGACACGCUCUACGUCUCUAAGUGCAUUUGCCUCAUAACACCCAUGUCCUUCAUGAAAGCAUGCCGGAGUGUGCUGGAACAACUUCACCAGGCAGUCACUUCACCUCAGCCCCCUCCACUGCCCCUUGAGAGCUACAUAUACAAUGUACUCUACGAGGUGCCACUUCCACCUCCUGGCCGGUCCUUGAAAUUUUCUGGAGUUUAUGGGCCAAUAAUCUGCCAGAGACCAAGUACUAAUGAGCUUCCCUUAUUUGACUUUCCUGUCAGAGAGGUCUUUGAACUGCUUGGGGUGGAAAAUGUGUUUCAGCUUUUUACUUGUGCUCUUCUGGAGUUUCAAAUCCUGCUCUACUCACAGCAUUACCAGAGAUUGAUGACUGUGGCGGAGACAAUUACAGCUCUCAUGUUUCCUUUCCAGUGGCAGCAUGUCUAUGUCCCUAUUCUCCCGGCUUCUCUCCUACAUUUUUUAGAUGCUCCUGUUCCAUACCUGAUGGGCUUGCAUUCCAAUGGCUUGGAUGACAGGUCAAAGCUGGAGCUGCCUCAAGAGGCUAACCUCUGCUUUGUGGACAUUGACAACCACUUCAUUGAGCUGCCAGAGGACCUGCCUCAGUUUCCCAACAAAUUGGAGUUUGUCCAGGAAGUCUCUGAGAUUCUCAUGGCAUUUGGCAUUCCCCCUGAAGGAAAUCUUCAUUGCAGUGAGAGUGCCUCCAAGCUGAAGAGGCUUCGGGCCUCUGAGCUUGUCUCUGACAAGAGGAAUGGGAACAUCGCAGGCUCCCCUUUGCAUUCCUACGAGCUCCUCAAGGAGAAUGAAACUAUUGCCCGGCUGCAAGCCUUGGUUAAGAGGACUGGUGUGAGUCUGGAAAAGCUGGAAGUACGUGAAGACCCCAGCAGCAAUAAGGACCUGAAGGUUCAAUGUGAUGAAGAAGAACUGAGGAUUUACCAGCUAAACAUUCAGAUCCGGGAAGUUUUUGCAAAUCGUUUCACUCAGAUGUUUGCAGAUUAUGAGGUGUUUGUUAUUCAGCCCAGCCAGGAUAAGGAGUCCUGGUUUACCAACAGGGAGCAGAUGCAAAACUUUGAUAAAGCAUCUUUUCUGUCAGACCAGCCUGAGCCAUAUCUGCCCUUCCUCUCAAGAUUCCUAGAGACCCAGAUGUUUGCUUCUUUCAUUGACAACAAAAUCAUGUGUCAUGAUGAUGAUGAUAAAGACCCUGUACUCCGUGUAUUUGAUUCUCGAGUAGACAAAAUCAGGCUGUUGAAUGUUCGGACACCUACUCUUCGUACAUCCAUGUACCAGAAGUGUACCACUGUGGAUGAAGCAGGGCAAGAAGAGGGGAAGGUUGAUGCCAGCGGUAUUUUCCCUCUUGUUUCAGAAAACAAAAGCUUUCCCAGAAAUUCCCAACAACUUCUGUUGUCUCAUAGGCUACAGACAUGUUCUAUGACCAUCCUUAAGUGCAAGGGAGGCUGUGAAAAGAAAGCAAUUGAACUGCGUCUGGCAAAAAUUGACCAUACUGCGAUUCACCCCCAUUUACUUGACAUGAAGAUUGGACAAGGGAAAUAUGAGCCAGGCUUUUUCCCUAAGUUGCAGUCUGAUGUGCUUUCCACUGGGCCAGCCAGCAACAAGUGGACAAAAAGGAAUGCCCCUGCUCAGUGGAGGCGGAAAGAUAGGCAGAAGCAGCACACAGAACACCUGCGUUUAGAUAAUGACCAGAGAGAGAAGUACAUCCAGGAAGCCAGAAAUAUGGGCAGCACCAUCCGCCAGCCCAAAUUGUCCAACCUCUCCCCGUCAGUGAUUGCUCAAACCAACUGGAAGUUUGUAGAGGGCCUGCUGAAGGAGUGCCGCAACAAGACCAAGAGGAUGCUGGUGGAGAAAAUGGGCCGAGAGGCUGUGGAGCUAGGGCACGGGGAGGUGAACAUCACAGGGGUGGAGGAGAACACCUUGAUUGCCAGCCUUUGUGACCUCCUAGAAAGGAUCUGGAGUCAUGGGCUACAAGUAAAGCAGGGGAAAUCAGCCUUGUGGUCCCACCUGUUACAUUAUCAGGAAAACCGGCAGAGAAAACUCACAUCAGGAAGCCUCAGUACCUCAGGAAUACUUCUUGAUUCAGAACGGAGGAAGUCUGAUGCCAGCUCAGUCAUGUCUCCCCUGCGAGUCUCCCUCAUUCAGGAUAUGAGGCACAUCCAGAACAUCGGGGAAAUCAAGACUGAUGUUGGAAAGGCUAGAGCGUGGGUGCGAUUGUCAAUGGAAAAAAAGUUACUUUCCAGACACCUGAAGCAGCUUCUCUCAGACCAUGAGCUCACCAAAAAGUUGUACAAGCGCUAUGCCUUCCUGCGCUGUGACGACGAGAAGGAGCAGUUCCUCUAUCACCUCCUCUCUUUCAAUGCCGUUGAUUACUUUUGCUUCACCAAUGUCUUCACAACUAUCCUGAUCCCGUACCAUAUCCUGAUCGUACCGAGCAAGAAGCUGGGGGGCUCCAUGUUCACCGCCAACCCAUGGAUCUGCAUCUCUGGAGAACUGGGUGAAACACAGAUCCUGCAGAUUCCCAGGAACGUGUUAGAGAUGACUUUUGAGUGCCAGAACUUGGGGAAGCUCACUACGGUACAGAUAGGCCAUGACAACUCUGGACUGUAUGCCAAAUGGUUGGUGGAAUAUGUGAUGGUCAGGAAUGAGAUCACAGGACAUACCUACAAGUUCCCAUGUGGCCGGUGGUUGGGAAAGGGCAUAGACGACGGGAGCCUGGAGCGGGUCCUGGUUGGGGAGCUGCUCACGUCCCAGCCUGAGGUGGAUGAGAGACCGUGCCGGACCCCGCCCCUGCAGCAGUCCCCUAGUGUCAUCCGGAGGCUCGUUACCAUCUCACCCAACAACAAGCCCAAGCUGAACACUGGGCAGAUCCAGGAGUCCAUCGGGGAGGCAGUCAAUGGAAUUGUGAAGCACUUCCAUAAGCCUGAGAAAGAGCGAGGCAGUCUGACGCUGUUGCUCUGUGGAGAAUGUGGCCUUGUCUCGGCCCUGGAACAGGCUUUCCAACAUGGAUUUAAAUCCCCUCGGCUCUUCAAAAAUGUCUUCAUUUGGGAUUUCUUGGAAAAAGCACAAACCUAUUAUGAGACUUUGGAGCAGAACGAACUUGUCCCUGAGGAAAACUGGCAUACAAGGGCCCGGAACUUCUGCCGAUUUGUCACUGCAAUCAAUAAUACUCCCCGGAACAUUGGCAAGGACGGCAAGUUUCAGAUGCUGGUGUGCUUGGGAGCCAGAGAUCACCUCCUACACCACUGGAUUGCCCUGCUGGCCGACUGUCCCAUCACCGCACACAUGUAUGAAGAUGUGGCGCUCAUCAAAGACCACACACUUGUCAAUUCCUUGAUCCGCGUGCUGCAGACAUUGCAGGAGUUCAACAUCACGCUGGAGACGUCCCUUGUCAAGGGUAUCGACAUCUGACCUCCCAGCACCAGCUAGCAGUAGGACCGAGAGAGACUCACCCUGCAGCUCUGACCCUUCUACCCAAAGGGAUUUAAGCGAGUUGAGCAGGAGACGGAGAGGAGAUGUACACUCACUGUAAAAAGAAAAGUAGAGGAUUUUUGGAAUAAAUAAUCUAUUUUAGAGUUUAUUUGCUGAUUUGCUUUUUACACACUUUCAUGUGAAAGAGUGAUAGGGAGAGGGAGACGAGGUUGGUGCCGCUUAUUUUGAAGCUGGUGCCCUCCCUCGCCGUGGCCGCUGCUGGGAGCCUGCGGCCUCCCCAGACUGAGCCUGCGUCGCGGGCGGGGCAGUUCUGCUUCCUCACUGCGCUGGUCAUGAGGCCAUUCCACAUUGUUUUUAAACUAAUGUUUUCUAGAUUAACAUUGUUACGGAUAUUUGGCUUUCACCAGCCACACACAGGUGUGCUGGGUGGGAAGCCCCAAGCUCCAAUCAAAGGGAUUUUUAGUAGUGCCUCUGUAAGCACUGAUGAGUCAGUCCCACAUCUUUUCUGUUUCUGUCAGUAUUAUUUGGAACGGAGACAUGCCGGGAUGCACCAUCAUGCAGAAGAUCAUGCUUCCUCUUGGCACACAGCUGCACAGAAGUAAACAUAAGCAUGUCUUAACAGGGUUUCUUUUUCUUUUUUUUCCUAUUAUUUAUUUAACCCUCCAUUGUGUGUUUUAAGUCUUUCUUUUUCUUUUCUUUUUUUCUUUUUUUAAAGAAGGAAAAAGCUUGUCACAGUCUAACUGGCUAUGUUAUUAUUGUUAAAUUUAUGUUGUUUUGCGACCUAGAAACCAGCUACAGUAUGGCCCACUUAAUAAAACACCUGAAACAAAA
This is a messenger RNA of Felis catus (domestic cat), 5206 nucleotides long. RefSeq names its product DENN domain containing 5A (gene DENND5A). Gene Ontology annotation, molecular function: small GTPase binding; guanyl-nucleotide exchange factor activity. The transcript has 24 exons. Lineage: Eukaryota; Metazoa; Chordata; Mammalia; Carnivora; Felidae. The record is from RefSeq and is a predicted model, not a curated record. Bases 332 to 4354 code for a protein of 1340 amino acids.